AUGGGUCAAUUCCACCAUCUCCUCGCAUGUCUCCAGGCGGGCAGUCAGGUUGCACCAGGUUAUACUUUCAACUGCUAUUUUGCUGGCUAUGGGACUGAGAUUGAUGAGGGAGUUCACAGGUUGAUUACCUACAUCUUUGUCUACGAAGACAUGAUAUCCUUGACCUGUGGUGCUGUUAUCAUCUGGUAUUUUGCUGGCAGCUUUGAGAAGAACGUUGGCACUGCAAAGCACUGCUUCCUCACCAUCGCAUUCGCCGUCCUCUCUGCCCUUCUGUACCUCUUACUCGAGACCAUUGUCUCGAGGGUAUCAGAGGUGGAAGAUGCCAAAGGAUUCAUGCCAGUAGCUUUUGCUACGUUGGGUGUCUCCACCACCCGCUCACGGAUGAAGAGUACUAUGUUUUUUGGGGUUAGAAUUCCAGUGGUGCUGGUGCCAUGGUUUAUACUCUGCAUAGCGUGGUUUAUCCCCCGCUCUUCUCUCUUGAGUAACCUGUGUGGGCUUCUAGCUGGGGAAGCAUAUGGUUUUGGUUACUGUUUCUGCUUGGAUUUUCCGGAGUCAGUGAGCUCUAAGCUGGACCGAGUGUUCCCUUUCAGGCUGCUAAAGAGGAUACCAGGGCUCAAAUAUAUCCCAGGGUCCUUAGCUGAGAGAAGAGCCUUUGAAAGCAGCAAGAUUAACCCCGCACUGGGUGCCUACCCCACCCAAAGCUACUACUGCUCUUCGCCUCCAGCUGUUCCUGCUUUCCAGAUGCAACACCCCAAUGCUCAGAGCCAGGGGUUUCAACACAGCUGUGUGCUGUAG
Messenger RNA from Charadrius vociferus (killdeer), 795 nucleotides. It is a transcript of the gene RHBDD2, whose product is annotated as rhomboid domain containing 2. The transcript is spliced from 5 exons. Gene Ontology annotation, cellular component: membrane. Lineage: Eukaryota; Metazoa; Chordata; Aves; Charadriiformes; Charadriidae. The coding region runs from base 1 to 795 and encodes 264 amino acids. The record is from RefSeq and is a predicted model, not a curated record. Gene Ontology annotation, molecular function: serine-type endopeptidase activity.